AUGGUUCGCAACCAGCGCCAACAGAAAUCGGAAGAAGCAAGUCCAGACGUCGUUACGCCAGUGAAGGAGGACUCAGACUGUGAGGACAGUACAGACAAAUGGCCUGAAGAGAAACGCAGCGAGGAGUGGGUCGUAUAUCGCAAUGAUGACACCUCUGAUACUAAUAGCGACGCCAGUUUCAAGCUGUCCGAUGACCCUGUCAAGGAUCAUCUCCUCAUGGACUAUUUCAAGACGCUGUCGCUGACUCCAGGAAAAGUGCCUCACUAG
Molecule: messenger RNA, 267 nt
Organism: Ostertagia ostertagi
Lineage: Eukaryota; Metazoa; Nematoda; Chromadorea; Rhabditida; Trichostrongylidae
Source: the annotation of a GenBank genome assembly